AUGGAGACAAGGUGGCUUCCAUCCACAUACCACCAAGAUGCACUCAAAAGGUUGUACAUGUUGAAGCAAGGGUUAAAAAGCGUGGAAGCGUACUUUGAUGAGUUUGAGGACUUGCGGAUGAAGUCCAAGAUAGAAGAGCAUGAAGAGUACACUAUUAUAAGUCUUGAAGAGGCAUUCCAUGACGCAUCCAAGGUUGAGGCGGAUCUAAAAGAAGAGAGGUCUUAUAAAGACAAAAGCAAAUCGUCUUCAACUUGGAACAAAGGCAAAGAAAAGUGGAAAACUUCCACUUGGGAUAAGCCCAAGAGCAACACUCAAGCACCUCAAGCCAAAUUCGAUUACAAAGCCAAAGGUGAUGACAAGGCUAAAAAGGAGUGCCAAGGGAGAGGGCACAUUGCUAGUGAGUGUCCCAACCGGAGGACUAUCACCAUAGUGAGGGAUGGGUAUCGAACCGAUGAUGAACAUGAGGGCGGGGAUGGUUGUGAAGAAGAGGGAGAAAGAAGUGAGUGUGAGGGUGAUUCCGAUGAAGAGGUUGAGAUAAGGUAUGAAGAAGCCUUGAAUCAUGCUAUUGUGGCUAGAAGAGCCAUGGGGGCUCUAGCUAGGGAAGAGAGCGACCAAAGGGAGAACUUAUUUCAUGCACGAUGCAAAAUUGUGGAUAAGGUGUGCUCCUUAAUCAUUGAUGGUGGAAGUUGUACGAAUGCCGUUAGCCAAUUCUUAGUUGAAAGUAUGAAAUUCCCCACCCGCAAGCACACUAAUCCCUACAAACUCCAAUGGUUUAAUGAAUGUGGCGAAAUGAGGGUCAACAAGCAAGCCAUUAUCAAAUUUAGAAUUGGCAAGUAUCAAGAUGAGAUUUUGUGUGAUGUGGUACCCAUGCAAGCUUGCCACCUAUUGCUUGGAAGACCUUGGCAAUUUGAUGUUGAUGCCCAACAUAGUGGGAGAACUAACAAGUACUCAUUUGUGGUCAAGGGGAAGAAGUACAUUCUUAACCCACUAACCCCUUACCAAGUGAGUGAGGAUUAUCGAGUGAUGAGAGAGCUUCGGGAGAAGUAUCAAAGGGAAGAAAAGGAGAAGGGUGAGAAGGAGACGUUGUUGGUCAUAAGUGGAGAGGGGACAUCUCUAAAUGGUUCCAAGAAAUGUUUGUUGGCCAAACCAAGUAAUUGCUUAAAGGGGUUGACGAGAGACACUUCAUGGAAUAUGAAGCCUUGUUUCCGGAGGAAAUGCCCGAUGGCUUACCUCCUUGAGAGUGUGUUUUCGAAGAUUGAUCUUAGAAGUGGCUAUCACCAAAUUCGAAUGAGCCCCGGUGAUGAGUGGAAAACGGCCUUCAAAACCAAUUUUGGCCUCUAUGAGUGGCUUGUCAUGCCAUUCGGACUAACCAAUGCACCUAGCACGUUUAUGAGGUUGAUGAACCAUGUCUUGAAACACUUUAUCAACAAGUUUGUGGUUGUUUAUUUUGAUGACAUCCUAGUGUAUAGCAAAUCAAUUGAGGAGCAUGUAGGCCAUUUGAGGCAAGUGUUUGAUGUCUUGUUGCGUGAGAGGUUGUUUGCUAACAUCAAGAAAUGUGCCUUUUGUGUUGAUAAAGUGGUGUUCUUGGGUUUUGUGGUGAGUGCAAAUGGUGUGGAGGUUGAUGAAGAAAAAGUGGAAUCUAUUAGAACUUGGCCAACUCCUAAAAAUGCAACCGAUGUGAGGAGUUUCCAUGGGUUGGCAAGUUUCUAUAGGAGGGUUGGCAUAGGUGGAGUGUUGAUGCAAGAAGGCAAGCCAUUGGCUUACUUUAGUGAAAAGCUAAAAGGGGCGUCAUUGAACUACUCUACUUAUGACGAGUUGUAUGCACUUGUAAGGGUCUUGACCCAUUGGCAACAUUAUUUGUGGCAUAAGGAGUUUGUGAUACGAUCGGAUCACGAAUCCUUGAAACAUUUGAAGAGCCAAUCCAAGCUCAACAAGAGACAUGCGAAAUGGGUAGAAUUGAUUGAAGCUUUCCCUUAUGUGAUCCAUUACAAAAAGGGGAAGGACAAUGUGGUGGCGGAUGCAUUAUCUAGAAGGUAUGUCUUGCUAAACACUAUGACUUCUAGAAUGAUGGGAUUUGAGAGCCUUAAGGGAUUCUAUUCUCAAGAUCCCGACUUUAAGGCGAUUUGUGAGGAGUUGACCCAAGGGAGGAGGGUUGAUAGGUUCCAACUUGUUGAGGGGUUCCUAUUCGAGGAUGGUAGAGUUUGUGUCCCAAUGAGUUCAUGGAGAGAGUUGUUCAUCAAGGAAGCACAUAGUGGUGGAAUGAUGGGCCAUUUUGGAGUGGCCAAGACACUUGACAUUUUGGGAGAGCAAUUCUAUUGGCCCAAGAUGCGACAUGAUGUUGAAAAGUUAUGUGGUCAAUGUUUGAAAUGCAAGCAAGCCAAGUCUAAAACUCGGCCCCAAGGUAUGUAUACUCCCCUUCCUACUCUAAUGGUCCUUGGAUAG
Molecule: messenger RNA, 2442 nt
Organism: Lycium ferocissimum
Lineage: Eukaryota; Viridiplantae; Streptophyta; Magnoliopsida; Solanales; Solanaceae
Exons: 6
Coding region: 1-2442 (813 amino acids)
Source: RefSeq, a predicted model, not a curated record